Molecule: messenger RNA, 3934 nt
Organism: Solea senegalensis (Senegalese sole)
Lineage: Eukaryota; Metazoa; Chordata; Actinopteri; Pleuronectiformes; Soleidae
Gene: rnf220a
Product: ring finger protein 220a
Exons: 15
Coding region: 929-2971 (680 amino acids)
Biological process (GO): protein ubiquitination
Molecular function (GO): metal ion binding; ubiquitin protein ligase activity
Source: RefSeq, a predicted model, not a curated record
CUACACCGGCUUCACUCCUCUCACUCAUCGUCCCUCUCUCCGUGUUUCGGCAGAGGGGCUGCACGCGCGAUUGCGCUAUUGAUAGCCACUUUACACGGUUUCUGUGGAAAGUCAGUCUCUCUCUCUCUCUCUCUCUGUCUCUCUCUCUCUCUCCCUCCCUCCUCCUCCUUCUCCUCUCUGGCUGCGCCUUUGGUAACCUAACAGGGAGGUGUUAACUACUUUUGCUUCCCGUUAUCUCCGGUGCCGCUGCGCAGGAGCCAGAGGGGCCACUCACUCACUCAUAUUCCCACUCCGCACAAAAGUUUUCGGUUUGUUUGUGAGGAUAAAAAAAAAAGGAAUCCGGAAACCGGAGGAGUCGUCUACAGAAGGAGCGGAUUCUUCCACGGCGAUUUUGGAGACCACAUGAAGAUGAGGAACCAGCUUUGAUGUCCACCCUCCCCGGACUCCUCUGCUUCUGCAACACUUCCAACAAACUCUUCAACAAGGGAGGCCUUUAUCUCUUCUCCCCCUGGAGGAAAAACCUCAACUUGAAAGUUAAUUGUAUUUAUCAAUAGAAUCUGGUCCGAAGUGUGACGUCUUUAAAGGACUGGACAAACCCAGUGGCUCCUACCUGGCUUGGAAUGAUUUGGAGUGAAUUUGACUGGAGACAGAUUAACUCUCUUUAGUUCCACUGAAGAGAAUGAACUGAAUACAAGUUAAGCUGAAGUGACAUUGACGGACACUCCGUAAUUUCCUCAAGAAUACUCUUGUUUCCUAUGAAAGGCUCUUUUCUGAGCCCCUUUCUCAAAAAACCCAAAUACUGAACUCUCAAACCAGAUUCCCUCACUUCCUCUGACCCUUUCCAAAGGUCUUGGACAUUGUCUCCAAUUUCACUCAGGAGGAAUCAUCUCCUCCCAAAUCUCUUACCACGUCCUUCUUUUGUGCAGACAUGGACCUUCACAGGGCAGCCUUCAAAAUGGAGAGCUCCUCCUACUUACCCAAUCCCUUGGCCUCACCAGCCCUAAUGGUGCUGGCCUCCACAGCUGAAGCCUCCCGCGACGCUUCUAUUCCCUGCCAGCAGCCGCGUCCUUUUGGCGUUCCAGUUUCUGUAGAAAAAGACGUCCAUUUGCCAUUUAACAAUGGUUCUUACACGUUUGCGUCGAUGUACCACCGUCAAGGUGCAGUGCCGCCAGGAUUCCCCAACAGAGACUUCCCUCCAUCUCUCCUCCAUCUCCACCAUCAGUUUGCCCCACCCAACCUGGACUGCUCACCAAUCAGCAUGCUGAAUCACAGCGGUGUUGGCGCCUUCAGACCUUUUGCCUCGCCCCCGGACGAUCGCGAUGGUGUACCGGGCGGGUAUCAGUCUGCUUUCACCCCAGCCAAGCGCCUCAAAGGCUGCUUGGAUCCAGAUGCUUCACCUCAUCUGCGGUAUUCUGAUGCAGAGGGAAAAGAGUACGACUUUGGGGGUGGUCAGAUUCCUCCAGGAAGUUCACCCAGCAGCGCACUGAAGGCGGUGGAGGACAGCGGGAAAAAGAUCUUCGCCGUGUCAGGCCUCCUGUCUGACAGAGAGACGUCCUCCAGCCCAGAGGAUCGCAUUGAACGCUGUAAAAAGAAGAGUCUGUACGACAGCCAGGCUCCCAUCUGUCCCAUCUGCCAGGUGCUGCUCCGGCCCGGAGAGCUGCAGGAACACAUGGAGACGGAGAUUGAGCGGCUAACAGCCAUGUGCCUCAGUAAGAAUCCUUUAUCCAAGGAUGGAGCAGCCACUCCAGGAACUCCUAAGUCGAUGCUGUUGUCGGUGCACAUCAAGCGUGAGGGAGAGUCUCCCGUGGUCUCGCCUCUGUCCUCUGAAGACGCCCACCACUCGGACAGAUACCAGACAUUUUUACGAGUUCGGGCAAACAGGCAAACAAGAUUGAAUGCCCGUAUAGGGAAGAUGAAGAGGAGGAAGCCUGAGGAAGGGGGCCAGGUAUGUCCGCUGUGCAGCGCCCCAUUGACUGGGAGUGAGGAGGAGAUGAGUAGACAUGUGGAGCUAUGCCUGAUCCAGCGUGAGGGUGCCUUAGGCGACGAUGACUCUGCAGACAUGGAUGGAGAGAACGGACGGGGCUUUGAGGAGUAUGAGUGGGCGGGGCAGAAGAGGAUCAGAGCUACAGCUUUGCUGGAAGGAGGAUUCAGAGGAACAGGUUUUGCCACGUGCAAUAUGAAGGAAAGCAUGGUGGACAGCGAUGCCGACCUCGACGUGGAUGGAGACGACACCUUGGAGUACGGCAAAGCCCAGUACACCGAGGCCGACAUCAUCCCCUGCUCUGGAGCCGGAGAGGACCAAGGAGAGGCCAGAGAGAGGGAGGCGCUACGGGGAGCUGUGCUCAAUGGUGGGAUGCCUUCUAACAGAAUAACACCCGAGUUCUCUAAAUGGGCCAGUGACGAAAUGCCUUCAACAAGCAACGGAGAGAGCAGCAAGACGGACCCCAGCACUCCUUCAUCCUCCUCCUCCUCCUCCUCCUGUGCCCCGCGCACCUGUAAAAACAGUGAGAUUGAAAAGGUAACGGAGGAAGAGUCCACAGCCACCACCAUGGAGGCUCUGAAGGCUCGAAUCAGAGAGCUGGAGAAGCAAAUACAGAGAGGAGACCGAUACAAGUGUCUCAUCUGCAUGAGGAAGCCUGCUUUCCAGACAGGCGUGGAGAUCAAGAGCCUAGGGGCGUGGCCAGGGCCCCGGCCACUGGCCAGUGAGGUCGGAGAGAGGCAGCCUAAGUCCCUCCCCCUCGGCCUGUACUGUCUGUACAGGGGCCUUGUGAUUGGUGGCUACGGCAGCGGCACAAAGAGGCUCCUCCCACAGCCUCUACGGAGGGACUCCUACACGAUGCCACUCACCUCCAUCCAGUGCUGGCAUGUCCAUUGUGAAGAAUGCUGGCUCAGGACUUUGGGUAACAAGAAGCUGUGUCCACAGUGCAACACCAUCACCUCUCCUGGAGACCUGAGGCGCGUCUACUUGUAAGGAGCACCACUGCCUCCCCUGCGCCUCCUCUCCCUUCCAGCCCCUUCCUCCAUUUUGGAUUUCAUCGCCCACUGAAAACUCCCAUCUAUUUUCCUACUCUCUUGUGGUCCGGAUUGGAACUAAAAUCCCCUCAGAGAGUGAACAGAGACAGGACAGUUCUCUCUGAGACUCUGCUGAAUCUUUGAGGAGGUUGAAAACUGCCCGUCUGGCUACUCAUUACAAAAAAACGGUAAAACUGGUCUCACUGGUCAGUAGGCUCUCGUUUCCUCCUCCUCACUGACAUGACUCCCUCCACAUGUAACUUGGGGCAGUGUCCACUGAAGGACUGUGAAAGACAAUGGAGACACCCAACACCUGACUCUGCCCCGUUGAGACACGGUAGCUUCAUGUUGCUGGAGCUGGACCUUGAAGGAACUUCUUGAUACAGAAUAUAUAGACUUGUUUCCCCCUCCCCAGCUCGUCUUCAACAUUUAAGUGGCGCAUAACAACGGACUCUACUGCAACGUCUCGAGAGAAAGCCUCUUUUUUUUUUUCUUUUUCGUUUCCCUAUUCCAGAGAAAACCAGACCUUCCUGCACCCGUUAAGAGAAUAUUAAAAAGGGCCACUAAAACUGAGCUUUCAACCAAACUGAAAAUAACCUCACAAGCCUGAAAAAAAGAGUUUGGCACUCUUUGUUCUUCUUCCACCUCUUCUUCUCCUCCCCUCUUCCCCUUUUGUGGUGUUCUAGUGAAGUAAACCAAAAUCCUCCAAGAUGCAGCGCAAGCACAUGUAAUAUAGUUCUAUGUAUGUUUACAAUGUUGGGUGUAAAUGACAUAGAGUUCACUCACACACACACACACACACACACUAACACACACACAGAUGCAAAAACAGGCUCAUGUUGUCAUCAGACACACACUGAAGUAUAUAAUAUCAAAGUCCUGUUUUUCGUUGGAAGGGUUUGGGAAUGAUGUUUUUUUGGGG